Molecule: messenger RNA, 4982 nt
Organism: Psylliodes chrysocephalus
Lineage: Eukaryota; Metazoa; Arthropoda; Insecta; Coleoptera; Chrysomelidae
Source: the annotation of a GenBank genome assembly
CCCUGACUGACCGAACUCGCCUAAUGCAAGUUUUCUAACCUAAAAAAAAUUUAUAUCGUAAAUAAAAAUAAUAAAAUUGAGUUGGGAGUUGGGUCUAAAACGAUAAUUUUUAUGAGGCUAACGCAGAAAAAUUGUUAGUUGAGAAUGUUGAGAUUGAAAAUACUAUGGUUGAAUUAAAAGUUAAAUCAUAUCAUUUAUUUUGUUUUUAAUAACAAUGGAAGUGAAGCAAGAUUCUUUCGACCCUCACAAGCUCUUAUUUAAAAUCGAAGCAGAUCAUGUUUCCGUUCGACCGGAGGAAACUGAUUCGAAUUUUGAAAAAAUACGAAAGUUCAAUUUUGAACCACAAUCAACGGAAAAGUUUGCAAAUGCUUGCAAAAUUAAACAGGAAGUUAUCGAAUGUGAAGAACAUAAAAUUGAACAACUGUUAGAUUUUCCGGUAAAAAUUGAGGACAUCAGCGAUGUUCGCGACGUUUUAGGUACAGAUUUGUUGCUAGAUAAAAAUUCUAUAAAACAAGAAGAUAGUGAACACCUACAGCUUAAAAUUAAAAGUGAACUUUUGACGUCUUAUUGUGAUUUACCGACUUUAAAAGACGAAAGUACUGUUUAUCCGGAUGAUUUCGAACAGCCCUGUAGUAGUAAACAAUUCGAAAGGAUAUCGAAUUCCUUAAGAACUGUUCACAAUAAAAAGAAAAGACAUUACACAUGUCCUAUUUGCCUAAAAAGUUUUCAAUGUUCAAAAUCCAAACUGAACCAUAUCGUCGGACAUUUUGGAAAACGCUCCGCAAAUGAUCGGUCGCGAUUGGGAAAAGAAAAACAGCCCAGUGGCAGCUUUGGAAAAUACUAUGAGGAUUGCUUCUAUUGCGGACGAUUUUUUCUCAAUGGGUUGCAAUUUUUAGAACAUUUCAUUAUUCGUCAUUAUAUAAAAAAUCUACAAACCAAAUCACCAUUGAAAUGCUUAAAAAAGUUCGCAAUAAACGAUUACAAGAAAAUGCAUACAGCAGAAAAAAUAUUUAAAAGUAAAAUUUAUUUUAAAAACUUUAAUUAUGAAAAUUAUUUAAUUCGUCAUGCCACCAGUAAACCGUUUAAGUGUGAAAUAUGUUUAAAACAUUUUAACCAGAAAUCCUCUUUAAAUUUACAUCUAAAAAUUCACACUGGUGAAAAACCGUUUCAGUGUGAAAUAUGUGCGAAACAGCUUAGGCAGAAAUCCCAUUUAAUUGAACACCUAAAAAUUCACACUGGAGAAAAAAAUUUCAAGUGUGAAAUAUGUUCGAAACAUUUUAUCAAUAAAUCUAAUUUGAAAACACACUUAAUAAUUCACACUGUAGAAAAAACAUUUAAGUGCACAAUAUGCUCGAAACAGUUUAGGCAUAAAAACACUUUGAAUAGUCACUUAAUGACUCACACUGGUGAAAAACCGUUCAAUUGCGAAAUAUGUUCGACACAGUUUAGGCAUAAAUCCCAUUGCGAAAACCACUUAAAAAUGCACACUGGAGAAAGACCGUUCCAAUGUGAAAUAUGUUCGAAACAGUUUAGGCAGAAAUCCCAUUUAAAUGUCCACCAAAAAAUUCAUACUGGAGAAAAACCGUUUAAGUGUGCAAUAUGUUCGAGACAGUUUACCAGUAAACCUAAUUUGAAAAAGCACUUAAUAAUUCACAAUUUAAUCGUUCAUAAUGUAGAAAAAUCGUUAAAGUGUACAAUAUGUUCAAAACAGUUUGGGCAUAAACACACUUUAAACAGUCACUUAAUGACGCACACAGGAGAAAAACCGUUCAAAUGUGAAAUAUGUUCGAAACAAUUUAACCAGAAAUCCUAUUUAAAUCUACACCUAAAAAUUCACACUGAAGAAAAAAAGUUCAGGUGUGAAAUAUGUUCGAAACACCUUUGGAAGAAAUAUCAUUUAAUUGAACACUUAAAAAUUCACACUGGAGAAAAAAUGUUUAAGUGUGAAAUAUGUUCGAAACAAUUUAUCAAUAAAUCUAAUUUGAAAACACACUCAAUAAUUCACACUGGAGAAAAAACGUUCAAGUGUACAAUAUGUUUGAAACAGUUUAGGCAUAAAAACACUUUAAAUGGUCACUUUAUGACUCACACUGGCGAGAAACCAUUCAAGUGUGAAAUAUGUUCAAAACAGUUUAGACAUAAACUUCAUUUAAAUGUACACCUAUCAGUUCAUACGGGAGAAAGACCUUUCAAGUGUGAAAUAUGUUCGAAAAACUUUACCCAGAGAUCCCAUUUAAAUGAACACCUAAAAAUUCACACUAAAACGAAACCGUUCAAGUGUGCAAUAUGUUCGAAACAGUUUGGUCAGCAAUCAGUUUUGAAAACUCACUUAAGAAUUCACAAUGGAGAAAAACCAUUUACAUGUACAAUAUGUCCGAAACUGUUUAGACAUAGAAGCUCUUUAAAUGGUCACUUAAUGACUCACACUGUAGAAAAUCAGGAUUGAGUUAAAACACUGCAGCAAAUUAACAAUCUAGAAAUUUGGAACUACAUAGAUAUAUUUUAGAAUCAUUGAAAGUUAGUAAAAGUUGACAGUUCCUUAUAAACAUAAUUUGACAAAUAUUUUUUUAUUUGAAUAAUUUUACAUCACUGACAAAUAGAAUAAUAAUUAAUUAACAAUUAAGAUAAAUACUUAAUAUAAAUACUGAGAAUAAUCCUAUAUGUCAGAUUUAACAAUUCAGUUAUAACUAGCAAACAAACAAACAAAGAAAAUCUCAAAUAAGGCCAUUAAAGAGCUUGUCUAUGAGAAUAUAUAGUAUUGUUCUAUUAUUUACUUACGAAUUAAUUAAAUUGUUUAGUUGGCCUGAUUUUAUAUAAGUAUAUAUUUUCUUAGCAAAUAAAAAAGAAAAAAAUCAUAAAGAAUAGAAAGGAACAAGUACAUUAAGACGAAUCAAUAAUGUAAAAAAUAAUUUUAUUUUCAAAAUUUUUUUUUAAUAUGAUUUUCAGAUAAGAUGGCAACAUAUUUUGUAUUUUGUUAUAUAGCUAAAAUGUUUUUGUCCAAUUGAUAUCAAGUGUAAAAUAAGCUCGAAACAGUUUAUAUUGCAGUCAUUUAAGCUAAAAUAAGACUCGAUCUGCGGAAUGGGAGAUAGCCAGCUGAAUUUUUCCGAAGACCUUCGUUUUGGGGUUCUAAUAAAGCACCAAAGUCUCACAUAUGCCUACCUUUGUGCUACCCGAGAUAUUGAAGGUCACGAAAAUCAUUUUUUCAUUUCCGAUACGACUGCAUGACGUCUGUAGAGGUUAUUAUAUUACAAAUCUUGCGUAAAAGAGUCUUUUCUACAAGUUUGGUCAUGUACAUUUUUUCGUAGGGCCAACAGUUUUCGAGGUAUAGCGUGAGAGUGGGGAGUUAGCAUUUUUUUAAUAGAUAAUACUACUUAUAUAUACUGCGGAGCAACUAGUAUAAUGCGUUUAUCUUAAUCAAUUAUUAUUCGAAAUUAUAUUUCCUUCAAUAAUUAAGUUAAAAAUCUGUUUAUUUGAAUAUUGAACAACUGCCCUGUUAACAUCGCUACAAAACAAGCUAAAGAUAAUGCGGACGGUCUAAUCAUAGAAACAGCCAUGAAGUAUCGGAAACAAGAAAGGACCACCGUCAUCUUUUGAGAAGACAUUGAUCUGUUUGUUCCUCUAUUAGAACAAAAUCAAUUACACAAGCGACAAAUUUUCUUAAAGAAAAUUGGCAAGGGUGCUACACAAACACGAAUGUGUUCAUCUGAAAGUUGUAAAACAUAUCCUUUUUGCAAAAAACAUAUUUUGUUUUUUAUGCUUUCACGGGAUGCGAUACUCUACGUCUUCGCUGUGCAACAAAGGGAAGCUUCAAGUCAUUUUUUUUUUUCAUUUUAUGGCCUAGCUGUAUAUACCUAAUAUGCCAGUCUCAAGUUUGUGUUUUUAAAUUCUCAAUCAUGUCUGUUCUGUGUAGACUUUGUUACUGUUUCCCAGCGCCACUUCAGGAACAGUACUGUUAAUUAGAACCCAACAGUGAAUGGUCGAGUGAGGAAUCCUACCAUGGCAUCAGAAUUAAUUUUAAAUAAUUAAAUGAAAUAAAAAAAUUCCGGCUAACGGUGGGAUUCGAACCUGGGAUCCUUGGAUCCGCAGGCAGAGACUCUACCAUUGAGCCACCCACCCCCUUCAAGUUAUGAAAAUGUUUAAGAAACAUUCCAGCCCAGGAAAACUGCCAGCCAGAUAUAUUAUUUGAAAGCGGAAUACGUUUCAUUUUAGCUUUGUAUAAUGCUCCAAAAGAGAAAGUAAGCAUUGACCAAUUCAGAUACUCAAACUUAAUAAAAUCAAUAAAGCUCAAUAGGGACCUUAAAUUGUCAUCUCUUUCACCUACCAGUGCAGUAGUUGGCUAGGAAAAUAUUUUUUACCAGAAGGUACUACGAGAUGAUAGAGCCUAAAUCAACGCUAUUAAACCUAUACCAGAUGAACUAUUAAAUACAAUCUUCUGUAAUUGCAAAAAAAGUUGUAGUGCAAAGUGUGAAUAUACCGUGCUCCAAAGUUUAUGGUCAAUGUAAAGGACAGGCAAGCUUGAAUUCAUCAGAAUUUGACAACAUUGAUGACUUAAGUGAGAAUGAGCCUGAACAGAUUUUACAACUUGACACUCCAGUAGGUGAUGAAGAUAUCAUUUGACAGAACAACUUGAGAACUUGAAGGAGAAGACGAUGACGAAAAAGAGAAAACAUAAUGCUUUAUGCAGGAGUGUUGUUCACCAGAAGCUUGUGCUAAAAUCGACAACAUAGAUUAGGCCUACUGGCGUUGCAUUCAACUUCAAAAGUGGUUUGGACAAAUAGAAAAUCACAUUAAUUUAGUCCCAACGACUUGUAGCGUGUUUAUAUUGCUUGUUAAAGUUAUUUAGUUUUUAAGAAAGUUAGUUAUUUUGUGGUGCAUUGUGUUUUGAUUAUCUUGUGCUGAUUUAGAAUUGUAAAUAAGGACCAAAACAACAUUAUUACUAGGUUGUAAGUUCACUUACCAAAUUCCAUUUUUAAAUAGUCAAC